Jatropha curcas is the source of this 2249-nucleotide messenger RNA. Its product is annotated as protein CPR-5. Gene Ontology annotation, biological process: trichome morphogenesis; leaf senescence; defense response. The record is from RefSeq and is a predicted model, not a curated record. Lineage: Eukaryota; Viridiplantae; Streptophyta; Magnoliopsida; Malpighiales; Euphorbiaceae.
CUACGACCGUUGUCUGUUGGGUGUUGACGCUUUGUUUCCGUUGCAGUCAGGAAACCAACCCACCAGAUUGCUCAUCAACUCCUCUGUAUCUAUCAUUUGAUUUUCAAAAUCAGGUUCUCCUCCCUUUCCUCUCCUAUAUUCUAUGGGCACCCCUUCUCCUUCUGCUUCGCCGCCAAUUCAAGAAUCCAAUACCACUGCCGAUUCGAUUCCGGAGGAUGAGUCUCCUCCGGCAAUCUCGAAACCUCUUGAGGACGAUAGCCUAAAUAUGACCCAUCGCAAGAAGAAGAAGAAGAAGAAGAAAGCUUAUGAAGGCGUUUCUAUGAUAUCCUCAUCAUCUUCUUCUCCUUCUACACGGAGAAGUACUAGCAUGACUUAUAAACGCAGAAACCCUAAGGUGUUGAUAGCUCCGGUUAGGCGUGGUGGCCGCUUCGGGAAUAGCGAUAUGGAGGCCGCUGCUCUCCCUCUCGGAAUGUCUUUUGCUGCUAUUGUUGCCCAGGUCCUGGAGAGGAAAGAUACGGCAGGCAUGGAGAUUGCUGUUGAUCAUCUUUCAAAGAUCUGUGCUUCAGCUGUCAGAGAAUCUUUAGCCAAUGUCUUUGGUGAUGAAUUUUAUUUUUUUGCAAUGAGCUUUGAGAAAUCAUUUGGAAGCACAUUGAGGACUCUUCGAUUGAUUAAUGAAGCUUCCAUCAAUAAGAAAGCAUAUCACUUAAGCCACGUAAACGUAGAAAACUCUGAUUCAUACAUGAAUCUCAACGCUAGAGUUAGUUGUGCAAGUAGCUCUGACAUCAAAGAUUGUCAAUCAGAAACUGAAUUGCCCUCCAGUUCAGUUAAGAACCAAACGCAGAUAGCUGAAGUAGUAGAAGAAAGCAUGCCUUGUUCGAGUCAAGAACUUGCCCCGCAUGGGCAAUUAAACUGGCAGGUUUCUGUACCAAGCUCACUCGGUCCAGUAAUCAAUCAACUCAGUAGUAUUGAGAAAUCUCUCAUGGAGCAAACUACUCGUUCUAAUGACCUGAAGGCUUUAGAGAUUGGUCUUACAAUGAGAAAAUUGAAGUUGAAGGAGGCCCAGCUGGCUCUUAGUGUUGAUUCAAAUCAUCUUGAGAGAACAAAACUAGCAAUGGGCAUAUCAAGGCAAUCCUUUAAAGCUGAAAAGUUCAAGAAUCAAUUAGAAGACACAAGGCAUGCUGAUCUGCUUAAGAAUUGCAUAGACUGUCUUGUUGCUGGUUUGUUCAUCAUGUCUGCCUGCCUUUUGUAUGGUGCCUACGUGUUUUCAUACCAAAGGAUUACUGACGCUACUGCAUCCUGCAGUCCUUCAGUUGAGGAGUCCAAAUCUUGGUGGAUCCCAAAGCCAUUUUCAUCUGUCAACUCAGGGCUGCACACUCUCAGGUGUCAUGUACAGGUCAUGAGCCGAAUGCUAUUUGGCAUCUUAAUAAUCCUUGUCGUUGCUUAUUUGCUGCUUCAACGUUCAUCAGCUUCACGUCAAAUAAUGCCAGUAACUUUCAUACUGUUACUGUUAGGCACUGCCUGUGGUUUUGCUGGCAAAUUUUGUGUUGAUACUUUGGGAGGAAGUGGAUUGAUGUGGCUGAUAUAUUGGGAAACUAUGUGCUUGCUGCACUUCUUCUCAAAUGUUUGUACCUCAAUAUUGUUUUGUGUACUUCAUGGGCCUCUCACGGUCUCUCAAGGGAUGAAAUCCAGCACAAUGUGUCCAUACUGGUUCCGGCGAAUGCUUUUUUAUUCCAUUGUGCUCUUGUUUCUUCCGUUAUGCUGCGGUCUAUUGCCUUUUGCUGGUCCUGGUGAAUGGAAAAAUCAUUUCUUGCUGCUUGCGACAGAUUAUUUAUUCGUCACAGAUAAUUGAGCGAAGAUUUUUUAAGCCAAAAAGCUCCAUUGUUGCUACAGCUGGGUAAGUUUAUCAAUAUUUUGUAUUUAACUUAUCCUGUCCAGUGUGGCCAUAGAUAAUUAUGCAGGAAGCAUGUUUUCUGAGUUCUUUCCAUUUACUCAGAUUCCAAUUUUGGAGUCUUUUUGUUUUGUGUUGUAUUGUUAAUUAUCACAUUGAGGUAUCAAGUAUCAUGUAAUUUCUCAACCAAUGCUUCUGUACAAUGUUUUUUAGAUGAAAUGAGAAGGGCCUUGCCAAGUUGCCUUAUUAUUCUGUAUCCCUUGGAAGAACUAGCUCUCUAGUGAGUUGGGGACUUGUUUCAGACAAUGAUUAACUUUUUAAUAUUUAUAUUUGAAGGUGGCACUUGAUGGGUUUGAGUCAA